CUCUGCUCAAAGUGAUGACGUGAUCUGUUUUGUGUUUACAAAUUUAUAAUUUAUAAUUUUUAGAUCAAACUGUGAAUAACGAAUAUAUUUAAUAUAAAAUUGAAUAAGAUUGCUUGAGAUUUAAUCAUGGAGUCAUUGAACGAAGACAGUGAUGAUCAAACAACAAUUGUUGGAAUUAUUUUAGCAAUAUUUGUGGUGUUAAUAACAUUAGUUGUAUUCUAUUUUCGCCAGAAGAACAAGUCACUGGGACGAAAUAUUUUACUCACUGGGCUCAGUGAUUCUGGUAAAACAACAAUUUUCACACGUUUGAUUCACUCAAAAAUUGUUGAAUCAUACACUUCAAUUAUUGAAAAUGUUGGAGAAAUUCGUGUAAACAAUAGUCUUCUUAAAAUAGUUGACAUUCCUGGUCAUGAACGUCUGAGAUAUAAAUUUUAUGAAAAACACAGAUCAUCAAUGAGAGCUUUAAUUUACAUGAUUAAUUCAGUAACUGUACAAAAAGAAAUUCGUGAUGUUGCAGAGUAUUUAUAUAAUCUAUUGAUGACUGUUGAAACACAAAAGAAUAUAAAUGUACUUAUUCUUUGUAAUAAAAUGGAUAAUACACUUGCUAAAAGUAGUAAUGUCAUAAAAGAUAUAUUGGUAAAAGAAAUUAAUCUUUUACGUACAACUAAAACAAGUGAAUUAGAAACAACUGAUUCAUCAACAAAAAAGCUAUAUCUUGGUAAACAAGGAAAAACAUUUGAUUUUAAUGAUUUAAAUUGUAAAAUUGAAUUUGCUGAAUGUAGUACUCAUGAAAUUAAUUCACAAAAAACAGUUGAUAUUAAUCAAUUAGAGGAAUGGUUUAAAAAAUUAGUUUAAAUUAUUAAACAAACAAUUUUUAUUUAAGUACUUUUUUGCUUAAAUUUGUUCUAUUAAUAAUUUUUUUUUAAAUGUAUUCUAUUAAAUUUAUUAUAACUGAAAAAAUUUAUAUUAAUAAAAAAAAUUAUAUGUAAUUCA
Molecule: messenger RNA, 993 nt
Organism: Aphidius gifuensis
Lineage: Eukaryota; Metazoa; Arthropoda; Insecta; Hymenoptera; Braconidae
Gene: SrpRbeta
Product: signal recognition particle receptor subunit beta
Exons: 4
Coding region: 127-855 (242 amino acids)
Biological process (GO): Golgi to plasma membrane protein transport; intracellular protein transport; protein localization to organelle
Cellular component (GO): Golgi apparatus
Molecular function (GO): GTP binding; GTPase activity
Source: RefSeq, a predicted model, not a curated record